Endocarpon pusillum Z07020 is the source of this 1074-nucleotide messenger RNA. RefSeq lists its product as uncharacterized. Gene Ontology annotation, biological process: mitotic spindle assembly checkpoint signaling. The transcript has 2 exons. The coding region runs from base 1 to 1074 and encodes 357 amino acids. The record is from RefSeq and is a predicted model, not a curated record. Lineage: Eukaryota; Fungi; Ascomycota; Eurotiomycetes; Verrucariales; Verrucariaceae. Gene Ontology annotation, molecular function: ubiquitin binding. Gene Ontology annotation, cellular component: kinetochore; mitotic checkpoint complex; bub1-bub3 complex.
AUGACCUCGAACCAUUUUCCUGUUGGUACGCCGCCAUCUGAUGCCAUCUCCUCUGUCAAGUUCUCUCCACUUCCGAAUUCCUCCAAGCUCCUUGUCUCGUCUUGGGACCGAAACGUAUAUCUGUAUGCGGUGGAACCCGACCAGGGCUCUCCAGACCAGAAAACGUGCUCUCUCCUCCAGACCUUCGAAUACAGAGCCCCCGUACUAGAUGUCUGCUUCGGCGCAAACGAUGAGGAAUUCUACACAGCAGGCCUGGACUGGGAUGUACGCCAUACCAACGCCACAACAUCUGAGCAGACUGUCCUCAGUACCCAUGACGCGGGUGUAAAGUCUGUCGUGUACAGUAAAGAGCACAAUCUUGUCAUUUCCGCUUCAUGGGACUCCACCCUCCACAUUCAUCAGGCCACCUCCCCUUCCUCACCACCCGCCGUAAUACCGCUCCCAUCCAAAGCCUUUACCGUCUCAAGCACACCCACUAAACUUGUGGUUGGUAUGGCAUCGCGUGCUUUCCACAUCUACGAACUUUCGAACCUUGCCAAAGCCGCUGCCGAGGCUGCCACUCAAUCCUCACCCACUACCAUCGAUGUCGAUCCUCAUCAACGCCGCGAGGGCUCGUUAAAAUUCAUGACUCGGGCUGUUGCUACCAUGCCCACUGACUCCGGCUACGCUUCUUCUAGCAUCGAAGGUCGCGUGGCAGUCGAAUGGUUCGACGCGUCAAGCGAGUCUCAAUCCCGGAAAUACGCGUUCAAAUGCCACCGGCAGACGAUCGAUGGUGUUGAUGUUGUCUAUCCUGUUAAUGCUCUGGCGUUUCACCCUAUACAUGGUACUUUUGCUUCUGGCGGUGGUGACGGAUUGGUUGCGUUGUGGGAUGGAGUAGCAAAGAGGCGAAUAAGGCAGUAUCCAAAGUACGGCAGUAGCGUUGCGGCUUUAGCUUUCAGCGCUGAUGGGCGCUAUCUCGCUGUCGCAGUUAGCCCAGGAUUUGAAGAUGGCAAGGAUGAAAUUGCAGAGGGCAGCGUCAACAUAUUUAUUCGAGAAUUGGGGCCUACAGAGGCGAAAGGGAAAGGAGCAAGAUAA